This is a messenger RNA of Scomber scombrus (Atlantic mackerel), 2950 nucleotides long. RefSeq names its product phosphofructokinase, liver a (gene pfkla). Lineage: Eukaryota; Metazoa; Chordata; Actinopteri; Scombriformes; Scombridae. The record is from RefSeq and is a predicted model, not a curated record. Gene Ontology annotation, molecular function: fructose-6-phosphate binding; AMP binding; ATP binding. The transcript is spliced from 22 exons. Bases 177 to 2519 code for a protein of 780 amino acids. Gene Ontology annotation, biological process: fructose 6-phosphate metabolic process; canonical glycolysis; fructose 1,6-bisphosphate metabolic process. Gene Ontology annotation, cellular component: cytoplasm; 6-phosphofructokinase complex; membrane.
AAAAACCCCGAUAAGUGUCACUGGGGGCGUGUACAUGCUGUUCGCCCCUCUCUACCAACAAGGAAGCGACCUCUGGGUCAAAUUGGAUUCACGAAACGAGCCACUUUCUGCAGCUUGUUAACGGACUUCAUAUAUUCUCCCCGUUUCGUUGUUGCUCGGUGACGGCCGGGGUCAAAAUGUCGUCGAUGGAUCUGGAGAAGCUGAAGAUGACAGGGGCUGGUCGAGCCUUAGCAGUCCUGACCAGUGGUGGAGAUGCACAAGGGAUGAAUGCUGCUGUGCGAGCUGUGACCCGAAUGGGCAUCUAUGUGGGGGCCAAGGUCUACCUUAUUUAUGAGGGCUACCAGGGUUUGGUGGACGGGGGAGAUAACAUCAAACUAGCACACUGGCACAGUGUGACCAACAUUAUCCAACUGGGUGGGACUGUGAUCGGUAGUGCUCGAUGCAAGGCCUUCACGACCCGUGAGGGCAGGCUAUCUGCUGCCUUCAACCUGGUGAAAAGAGGCAUUACCAACCUGUGUGUGUGCGGUGGAGACGGCAGCCUCACCGGAGCCAACAUUUUUCGCAGCGAGUGGAAAGGUCUGCUGGCUGAGCUCGUAGAGAAAGGAAGGAUCACAGACUCUUUGGCAAAGCAGCAUAACCACCUUAACAUCGUGGGGCUUGUGGGCUCCAUAGACAACGACUUCUGUGGCACUGACAUGACCAUCGGAGCAGACUCUGCACUGCACCGCAUCAUGGAGAUAAUUGAUGCCAUCAUGACCACUGCACAAAGCCACCAGCGUACCUUUGUUCUUGAAGUCAUGGGGCGCCACUGUGGGUAUCUGGCGCUGGUGUCAGCACUGGCAUCUGGGGCAGAGUGGCUCUUUAUUCCAGAGGCGCCUCCUCAGGAGGGCUGGGAAGACCGUAUGUGCGCCCGUCUGGAAGGGAGCCGCACUACAGGAUCCAGACUCAACAUUAUAAUUAUUGCAGAAGGAGCCAUCGACACAAAUGGAGAGCCAAUCACUUCAAAUUAUGUAAAAGAUCUGGUGGUAAACAGGCUAGGUUAUGAUACCAGAGUGACUGUGCUCGGACACGUUCAGCGAGGAGGAACUCCCUCAGCGUUUGACAGAAUACUGAGCAGUAAGGUAGGCGUGGAGGCAGUGGUUGCCCUGAUGGAGGCGUCUCCGGACACCCCGGCCUGUGUCAUCGGCCUGUCAGGUAACCAGCCUGUCCGUCUGCCCCUCAUGGAGUGUGUGGAGAUGACUAAGUUGGUGCAGAAGGCCAUGAAUGAGAAGAGGUUUGAUGAGGCUAUCAAACUGCGUGGAGGGAGUUUUGAGAACAACUGGAACAUCUACAAGCUUCUUGCCUUGCAAAGGCCCGCUCAGUCUCUGAGCAACUUCUCUCUGGCUAUCCUGAAUGUUGGAGCUCCAGCUGCCGGCAUGAAUUCAGCAGUGAGGUCUGCUGUGAGAUUAGCAGUCGCUCACGGACACAAGGUCUACGCGGUCAGCGAUGGCUUUCAAGGGCUCGCCAAUGGAUCGCUGUCAGAGAUGCAGUGGCACACUGUGGCUGGAUGGACAGGCCAAGGGGGCUCGCUGUUGGGGACAAAACGAACUCUUCCAAACAAAUACUUGGACAAGAUUGUAGACACCAUCACCAAAUUCAACAUCUCAGCUCUGCUUGUAGUUGGGGGGUUUGAGGGGUAUGAAGGUGUGCUGCAGCUGUAUGAAGCCCGGGAUCGCUAUGAUGAGCUCUGCAUCCCCAUGUGUGUCAUACCUGCUACCAUCAGCAACAAUGUCCCUGGAACUGACUUCAGCCUGGGAGCAGACACCGCUGUCAAUGCUGCCAUGGAGGGUUGUGACAAGAUUAAACAGUCAGCCAGUGGUACCAAGAGACGUGUGUUUGUGGUGGAAACUAUGGGUGGUUACUGUGGCUAUCUGGCAACCUGCACUGGUAUAGCUGUGGGUGCUGAUGCAGCCUACAUCUUUGAAAACCCCUUCAAGAUCCAUGACCUGAGGACCAAUGUGGAACAUUUAAAAGAAAAAAUGAAGAAGGACAUCCAGCGAGGUCUAGUGCUGAGGAAUGAAAAAUGCCAUGAACACUACACUACAGACUUCAUCCAUAAGCUGUACUCAUCUGAGGGAAAGGGCAUUUUUGACUGUAGAGUCAACGUGUUGGGACACCUUCAGCAGGGAGGAGCACCUUCUCCCUUUGAUAGAAAUUUCGGCACCAAGUUGGGCGUGAAGGCUGUCCAGUGGAUCUCUGAGAAACUGACUGAAAACUUCCGUCAAGACCGGGUGUUUGCCAACGCACCAGAUACGGCAUGUGUGCUUGGCCUCAACAGGAAGGUGGUCUCAUUCACCCCCGUCACUGAACUGAAGGCUGUGACUGACUUUGAGCACCGGAUGUCCAAGGACCAGUGGUGGUUUGACUUGCGGCAGAUCCUGAAAAUGUUGGCCAAGUACCAAACCAGCUUCUGUGAAUAUGUCCCAGGAGAGAUUGAACAUGUGACUCGCCGGUCCCUCAGCAUCGACUCUGGGUUCUAGGCUCUCUUCUCUUGACUCUAUUCUCUACACUUUUUAAAUAACCCUUAUCUGUCCAUCUUUUUUUAUUUACACACACUUUCAAAAUGUUAUGAUUUCUUGUGCCAAAGUGCAAGCAAACUAUAGAGUCAAAUCACUGCCAUGGACAACUAGGUGAACAGUGAAGCAAUAAUUUAAUUAAUUUACUAAUGAAAAUCUGUUAUAUAAAUCAUAUUGUAUGUGGUGUGAAAUUAAUGGGUUGCCUACACAAUCACAUACGUAAAAGGCAUGCAAGUAGAUUUUUGCCUUUAUUUGAACACAAACCUAAAGUAAACUAAUUGUGUAUAUCAGUGUCUUCUCAUUAGCUACAAAUGAGAGCCAUGACAUUUUGGAGCUUAUGAAUUUUACACACUUUAAUAAAAGUUUGAGUUAUGAAAAUGUCUGAAACUUAAACU